GCACUUCUUUGCAUUGGCCAGUCAUAUGAACAUAAAUACCAUAAAUACAUUGAUGUUCAUGGUGAAAUAAAAUUAAAUUGUGCUGUCAAAGUGAACACUGGUAGAAACAGUCUGAAGCUAAUGAGUUCAAAGUGCUUUAGCAAAGACUCCUACAGAUCUAUCAGGAGCAAAGUGUAAAGUGAAGACAAGAAAAUGCAAAGAAACCCAAACUUAAAGCCCUCUCUUGCUCUCUCUCACACACACACACUCACAUGAAAUUACACUUUUCAUGAGAAGAUUGUUUGGUGUUUGCAUCCAUUAAAAAUGCAUUAUGCACUGUAUGAAAGAUGAGAAGCCUCCGUGUGGUUGAUCGAUAGAGCUACGUAUCCAUUGUUAUUGGGCGAGGCCAACAGCUUUCCGCUAUUUAGUCUUCUUUCGCACUCGAGAUCCUCACUGGAGAAAGCAGCUGCUGAAGAUGGAGGCCUCCACAGAUGAUUUCUCACAGCUGGAGAGUGGCAUGGCCGGUAUCAUUAAAGUUUUCCAUCAAUACUCGGGUCAGAACUGCACGCUGAGGAAGGGAGACCUUAAAGCUCUCAUCAACAAUGAGAUGAAUCACUUCAUCAAGAAAAUUAAGAACAAGAAGAUCCUGGACCAGCUCUUCACUGAUCUGGACCAGAACGGAGACCUGGAGAUCGACUUCAAAGAGUUCGUAGCCCUCAUCGCCAUGGUUACUUCAGCAUGCCACGAAAUCUUCAACCAGACCCACAAACAUUGAUCAGUAUGUUUGCGCUAAAUGCUCAUUAAACACUUGAGGAAAUCUGGAA
Messenger RNA from Poeciliopsis prolifica (blackstripe livebearer), 803 nucleotides. Its product is annotated as protein S100-B-like. Gene Ontology annotation, biological process: positive regulation of cell population proliferation; positive regulation of canonical NF-kappaB signal transduction. NCBI's taxonomy places the organism in Eukaryota, Metazoa, Chordata, Actinopteri, Cyprinodontiformes, Poeciliidae. The record is from RefSeq and is a predicted model, not a curated record. Gene Ontology annotation, cellular component: cytoplasm; nucleus. The coding region runs from base 455 to 754 and encodes 99 amino acids. The transcript is spliced from 3 exons. Gene Ontology annotation, molecular function: calcium ion binding; transition metal ion binding; RAGE receptor binding.